Indicator indicator is the source of this 2520-nucleotide messenger RNA. RefSeq names its product endomucin (gene EMCN). The record is from RefSeq and is a predicted model, not a curated record. Bases 55 to 858 code for a protein of 267 amino acids. The transcript is spliced from 12 exons. NCBI's taxonomy places the organism in Eukaryota, Metazoa, Chordata, Aves, Piciformes, Indicatoridae.
CCUGCCCAGCUGUGUACGGGAGAGCUGGCAGCACCACCACUGCCACCACCAAGCAUGAAGCUCCUGGGGAUUGCCUUCUUUUUGCUAGCUGUAUUCUGUGCUUGCACUGUGGGAGAAGAUGUCGUUUCAACCAGUACCGUCACUACAACCACUUUUGCACCAACAUUAAAACCUGCAACAGAAGCUGUGGACCCAGCAAUUUCACAAACACCACCACUGCAAACAUCGGUGCUGACAACUGCAGUCAGAGCUACAACUGAACCCCCCACAACCACCUCCACACCUCCUUCACCUAAUGCUACACAAAAAACAACACAAGGUACCACGACAAACCCACCAGCAAAAGAGACAACUACAGCACCAGAGAAAAGCGACAGCCCAACAAAUACUACGCAAGCAAGCGGAACACAGUUGGCAUACAAUGAGAGUUUGGAUGCUUCAUCUACUAAGGGAUCAUCUUUCUCCUCUACGGUCUCUCUCCAAAACCCCACUUCUGCUCCUGGAACCUCAGGUCUUCACACGAGCUCCCUAACACAAUCAACAAAUCUAGAUAUUGGCAUUCCUGGAAGCAGUUCUGGAAACAGCAAUGUGGCAGACAAGGAUAGCCACUAUUCUAGCAUUAUCUUGCCAGUUGUCAUCACCUUGAUAGUCAUUACCCUCUCUGUCUUCUCACUGGUGGCUUUGUACAGAAUGUGCCAGAAGAAAGCUCCAGAGAGACAAGAGAACGGCACUGAACAGACCCAGUCAGAUAAAGAAGGGGUCAAACUUCUUUCUGUGAAGACAACUUCCUCUGAGACUGGAGAGCACUCAUCUCAGGGGAAGAAUAAAACUCGGCAACUCUUCACACCUCAGCAAUGAAAAAAUGGGGAGCAGCUUGUUUCAUCACAAUAUGCAGGAACAUCCCACCAAAGUUGGUUUCACAGGAAAUGUGGAGCAGCUGAAGCUUCUUAAUAGGCAGGACACUUGUGUUAAUGACCAGCUCUUGACUUCUAAAUCUCAAGUGUUUCCUGUCCCUUCUGGAAUGACAUGUAAUUUUUUGAUGGCUUAAUAACUGGCAUAUCACAUGUAUUUAUUAUUUUCACAUAUAGCAAAAGCAAGAAAACUUUUGAGAAGGUCAAAGGGAAGGAAAAAAAAAUCAGGUGAUGUUUGUGUAGCGGUUACUAAAAACGUUUUCUGCACAUGGAGGAAGGAAUAUGUUAGCACACUUUGUUGAACUUAUCGUAGAUAGGGUUCUCUUACUUGUAUGUAGCAAAACACAAGCAGGGCCUGACCCUUGAAACAGUACUGGGCAAACUGCCACUUUGAAAAUUAAUUCAGUGAUUUCCACAAGACUGUAGCACACACCUUGCUUGUCAUAAAUGUUUACAGGAUGGGCUGGGUGCCUGGGUGAAACGCCGAAGGGUGUGUUUUAUUCUGUGAAAGGAGGAAGAUACCUUGCACUGAGGCUCUUUGAAGUUCUGUAAAUUACUGAAUAUGAUCCUUGUAAUGUAGCAGGCAACGUAGGGUUUUUUCACCUGUUCCUUGGCUAAUUGCAUUAUGUGUGCUAUAAAUGUCUCCUGUGUAGCCUGGGGCACACAACAGGGAUCAGCAAGAUAAGCAGUUCUGCAGCUGAACAGUCUUCCCUCUGUUCUGAGCAAUGCAUGGGAUUCCUGCGGGUUACUCUGGAAGUUUAAAGAGUGUUUCAAGUGCCAAUUAUAGACUCUCUUCGUUUGUACAGAGCUGGCAAUUCAGAAAUAUCAAGUAGUGCUUCUACCUGCAUGUAUCCUACUUUUCUAGAACUAUAAAUGUUGGGAAAAUUAUAUUACUGUGAGCAUCUGCUCAGUCUCAAUCCACUAACGCUGGUAGCAUGCCAGAGAUGUUCUGUUGGUGAAUGGAAAGAAUGGUGGUCUAAGUGUAGAACCAAGAGCCAGGACAAUAAUCUAAGUUUUGAUACCUAUUGAUACAGUGCUUUUGAGGAACCUCUUCCCCCAGUUUCCCUUUCUGAAAUGAUAAAGCUUACCUCUCAGUAUGGGAAGAGAUGGAGCAGAUUUGAUAGUUCAUGUUUACACAUGAAACUGAAGCGUUGUUUUCUUUGUGCUUGACCAUUGCUCUGAUUUCUGCAUUGAUGGGUCAAAGCAUCUUCUGUCUUAGUGGCAACAAGAGCAACUUUUGAUGAAGCUCUGUAAAAGAUGGGGACCCAAUAAGUGUCCUCUAUGCUGCAGCUGAAUUUACAUAGUUGGUUCAGGUAUUUCUGGAUCACUUGGGUUGCUCAGGAGCAGAGGAGUCUGAGAUGCCUACUUUGGAAAAGUCAGGACAUCUGAAAUACAGUAGUUGGCAUCAGCAAGCAUUCAGAUUCCUGACUUGCUGAAGUUUUCUAUGACAAAAAGCAAUCAUUAUGGAUUUUCAAGUUGUUGGGGGGGGGGAAGUAUUUGUAGCGUGUUGUGUCAUACUGAAAGGAAGUUAAAAAAAAUGCAGAAAAAGAUUGUGAAAUAAAUACAUAUAUUUGUUUAGAAACUGCCAUGGUGUGCCAAGAAAAAAAUG